Messenger RNA from Rhodamnia argentea, 1781 nucleotides. Its product is annotated as transcription factor UNE10. Gene Ontology annotation, molecular function: protein dimerization activity. The record is from RefSeq and is a predicted model, not a curated record. The coding region runs from base 136 to 1569 and encodes 477 amino acids. Gene Ontology annotation, cellular component: nucleus. The transcript is spliced from 6 exons. NCBI's taxonomy places the organism in Eukaryota, Viridiplantae, Streptophyta, Magnoliopsida, Myrtales, Myrtaceae.
GGUAUAAAGGCCAAAAGAGGAAGAAACGCACAAAAAAAAAAAAAUCAUCUCUCUCUCUCUCUCUCUCUGAGUCUCCGUCUCUCUCUAGACACAGUCGCAGAGAAAUGAGCCAGUGCGUUCCGGACUGGGAUUUCGAUGACUCCGGCAACAACCAUCCCACUCCUGCCAGACGCUCUCUCCGCUCUCACUCCUUCAUUCCCAACGCCCCCAUGUAAUCAAAGGUCCAACUACGAGGUUGCCGAGCUGACCUGGGAAAACGGCCAACUCGCCAUGCACGGCCUCGGCCCCCCGCGCCCGCCCCCCAAGCCCCUACCCCCCUCCAAGUACACGUGGGUGGACAAGCCACGCAUCGCCAACGCCUCCGCCGGCGCCGGCACGGGCACCGGAACCCUCGAGUGCAUCGUCAACCAGGCCGCAGCCCUCCCCCGCCGAAAGCUGCCCUCCGACGCCGCCGCGGCGGGCGAUCUCGUCCCGUGGUUCGACCCCUCGCGCGGCGCCGCGGCGGCCUCUGCCACCAUGACCUUGGACGCUCUCGUCCCCUGCUCCGGCGCCGCCGACGACCGCCCCACCGCCCGCUUCGUCGACUCCGCGCCAGGCGGCUGCGUCGGCGGCGGCGUCGGGACGUGCGUCGAGGGUUGCUCCACGCGGGUGGGGUCGUGCAGCGGGGCCGCGCAGGAGGAGGACGCGCUGGCGGCGAGGAAGCGCGCGAGGGUGGCGCACGCGGCGGCGGAGUGGAGCGGGAUGGACCAGAGCGCGAGUGGGAGCGCGACGUUCGGGAGGGACAGCCAGAGCCAGCAGAUGACGCUGGACACGGGGGAGAUGGAUAUCGGGGUCGGGAUGACGUCGACGUCCCUGGGGUCGCCGGAGAACACCAGCUCCGGAAAGGGCUGCACGAGGGCGACGGCGGCGGCCGAGGACCACGACUCCGUUUGUUACAGCAGGCCUCCGAGGGAGGGAGGUGACGACGAAAACGACCAGAAGAGGAAAGGGAAGAAGUCUUCGGUCUACACCAAAAGGAGCCGAGCCGCCGCUAUUCACAAUCAAUCUGAACGAAAAAGGAGAGAUAAGAUAAACCAGAGGAUGAAGACGCUGCAGAAGCUGGUCCCCAAUUCUAGCAAGACGGACAAGGCCUCGGUGCUGGACGAGGUGAUCGAGUACCUGAAACAACUCCAGGCGCAAGUUCAGAUGGUGAACAGGAUGAACAUGCAGCCGAUGAUGAUGCCGAUGGCCAUGCAGCAGCAGCUUCAGAUGUCGAUGAUGGGCCCGAUGGGGUUGGGAAUGAUGGGGAUGGGGAUGCCAGGGAUGGGUAUCAUGGACAUGAACGCCCUUGCCCGCCCAAACCUUGCUAGCAUCCCUCCCGUCCUCCACCCUGCUGCCGCCGCCGCCUUCAUGCCCAUCAGCUCUUGGGACGGGGACCGGGUAUCCGCCACAGCUCCUAAGGUCGUGCCCGAUGCGCUGUCAGCGUUCCUGGCUUCCCAGUCACAGCCAAUGACGUUGGAUGCCUACAGCAGGAUAGCGGCCAUGUACCAGCAGAUGCAUCAACCUCCAGCUUCCAGUUCCAAGAGCUGAACUAAUUUCUCAAUAGAUAGGGAUUCGGUAUUCGGUCUUUCUUUUUGUACUUUCGUGUCCCAGCUAGAUGAAAGGUUCUUUAUAUGUAUAUAUAGACGUAGAUAUGUAUUUGAGGAAUUUAUAUAUGGAGUGAUGUCCUUUCCCCUUUGUUCUUACUGUUGAUUAAUUUGGUUACGUGUGAGACGGACUAGCAUUCCACGAUGCUCUUUCGA